Messenger RNA from Caenorhabditis sp. 36 PRJEB53466, 3302 nucleotides. NCBI's taxonomy places the organism in Eukaryota, Metazoa, Nematoda, Chromadorea, Rhabditida, Rhabditidae. The record is from the annotation of a GenBank genome assembly.
AUGGGUCAUGAUUUAAAUGAAGCCAAAAAAAGUUUCGAAAAAAGCUCAACACAGUUCGUGGAGAAGAAGGAUCCGAAAAGGUGAGUUGCUGUUGCCUUCCUACGAAACAACGCCGACAUCUUUCAGUAUUCUGCCUCAAAAAGGGAAACGGAAUAUUCUGAUCACAGCGGCGUUGCCCUACGUUAACAACGUGCCUCAUCUCGGAAACAUCAUCGGAUGCGUGCUCAGUGCUGAUGUCUUCGCCCGGUACUGCAAUCUACGUGGCCAUCAGACGUUCUAUAUCGGAGGAACUGACGAAUACGGAACGGCGACAGAGACAAAGGCUCUGCAGGAAGGAUGCACUCCACGAGAGCUUUGCGACAAGUAUCAUGCUAUUCACAAAGGAAUCUACGAGUGGUUCGGAAUCGACUUCACCCACUUUGGAAGAACUACGACUGGACAGCAGACAGAGUGAGAUCUUGACGGCUUGGUGAAAGAUUUCCAGAAAUGUUGUUGCUUUAUAGAAUCUGCCAAGACAUGUUCCUGAAGCUGCAUGAGAACGGAUUCACGUCAACUCAAUCGGUCGAUCAGCUCUUCUGCAACAAGUGUGACAAGUUCCUCGCCGAUCGUUUCGUCACCGGAACCUGCCCAAUGUGCGCAUAUGACGACGCCAGAGGAGAUCAGUGUGACGGAUGUGGAAAGUUGAUCAACGCGGUCGAACUGAAGGACGCGAAGUGUCACAUGUGCAAAGGACCUCCAGAAGUGAAACAAUCGACGCACAUCUUCCUCUCGCUCGACAAGCUCCAGCAGAAAACCACCGAUCAUUUGGACAAAGAACUGGCCAAAGAGGAUAACCGUUGGUCGGCGAACGCUGUCGGAAUCACGAGAGCCUGGAUGAAACUGGGACUUGAUCCUCGAUGCAUUACGAGAGAUCUCAAGUGGGGAACUCCCGUUCCAUUGGACGGAUUCGAGAAUAAGGUGUUCUAUGUCUGGUUCGACGCCCCCAUCGGCUACCUUUCCAUCACGAAAUGCGUGCUCGGAGACGACUGGACGAAAUGGUGGAAGAAUCCGGACAAUGUGGAACUGUACAACUUUGUCGGAAAGGAUAACGUCGCUUUCCACGCUGUCAUGUUCCCGUGCUCUCAACUCGGAGCCAAUGACAACUACACCGUCGUCAACAAUCUGUGUGCCACUGAAUAUCUGAACUACGAAGACACGAAAUUCAGCAAAUCGCGCGGAACUGGAAUCUUCGGAGACGCCGCCCAGGGAACUGGCAUUCCCGCCGACAUCUGGAGAUUCUACCUUCUGUACAUGAGACCGGAAAGCCAGGACACUGCAUUCAGUUGGGACGAUUUCGUGCUCAAAGUGAACAGUGAACUGCUCAACAAUCUCGGAAACUUCAUCAACCGAGCUCUUUCCUUCGUCGCCAACUCGUUCGAUGGAGUCAUUCCGAAAAUGGAACUGACAGAAGCGGAUGCCGAAGUGCUCGCCGAUAUUCACGAAGAAUGUCUGGCAUGGGACAAGCAGUUCGACGGAGUUCAUCUGAAAGAUGCCGUCAAGACUAUUCUGAAUGUUUCUCGGCGCGGAAACCAGUACAUGCAGGCCCAGACGCCGUGGGUGCUCAUGAAGGGAGACGAAGCGACCAAGAAGAGAGCUGGAACCAUCAUCGGAGUUGCUGCGAACAUUGCUUACCAUCUGUCGAUUCUCCUCUACCCGGUCAUGCCCACCAUUUCUGCCACGAUCCGGGAACAGUGCGGACUUCCAAAGCUUCCCCUCUUCACUCCUUUCCCUAUUAGAUACUUGAAAGCAGGACACAAAAUUGGAAAACCGGCGCCUCUCUUCCAAAAGCUGGAUUCUGCCCAAAUUGCUGAAUUCAAGGCCAAGUUCGGAGGAUCUCAGGAUGCUCAGAAUGCUGCCCCGAAAGCAGCUGAGAAGCCGAAGCAACAGAAGAAGCAGGCGGCAAAAGAGGGUAAGCAGGCACGGGUACCUUCCCAGUAAAAGCUAAUAAUCGGUGUAGUGUGUUUAUGCAAAUCGGUGUUCUCGUCAAGCUUGUCUCUGUGCUUGGGAUAGUCAUCUUUUGAUUUUUAGGUGAAGAGUGACGGAGGUGGUUUUGCUGAUGAGAAAGAAAUCAAAACAAGACGGACGAGUUGGGGCACCGAAAGUCGCAUACACACACUACGCCAACUCAUUUGGACCGCAUGCUGACUGUCCCUUUCUUUUAUCUGCUCUAAUUGUAUUCCUUCUCUUUUUCUCUCAUUACCGUCGUAUUCCGCUCAAUCUCCUAAAACCUCCUCAUCUUCAAUGCAUUCUCAUUUCAGACGGUGACAAGAAGACAAAGAAAAUGGCAUCGACUGCGGCUCUGACGGAACUCGAACAAGGAGCCAAAGUGAUCUCCCAACUGCUCGCCCAGAACGUCAAGAAGUUUGAGCAAGCUAGUGAGAAACUCAAUAUAAAUAUCAAAUGCGAACAUGUAUAUUUCAGAGGCUCUCUUCCAACGCAAUCAGGUGCAGAAGCUGACAGAGGAGAACAAGCAGCUCCUGCUCGACAUCAAGUCCCUCCAACACCAACUUGUUCAACUGGAGAUUGCUGGAGGAAUCAAGCAGAUCCCGAAGCCAGUCGUCUCGUCCACUCCAACUCCAACCUCCACUCCCGCUUCCGGAAUCAUUGCCGAAGCCCCGCAAGCUGAAGCUCCGGUCGCUGCUCCAGCUGCUCAGCCGAAGAAAGCUAAGGAGCAAAAGAAAGGAAAGGGCGGCGGAGCUGCGGCUGUUGCUCCAGUCGACGAUGCCAUUGACAUCGGAAGACUCGAUCUUCGCGUCGGAAGGAUCAUCAAGUGCGAGAAGCAUCCGGAUGCCGAUGCCCUUUACGUCGAACAAAUCGAUGUGGGAGAGCCUGCUCCGCGAACUGUCGUCUCCGGACUCGUCAGACACGUUCCGCUCGAUCAGAUGCAGAACAGACUCGUCGUCGUGAUGUGCAAUCUGAAGCCAGCCAAGAUGCGCGGAGUCGAGUCGCGCGCCAUGGUGAUGUGCGCGUCAACUCCCGAGAAGGUUGAGAUUAUGGAGGUGGGAGCGGACAGCAAACCAGGAACUCCGGUUCUCUGUCCUCCAUACGUUCACCGACCAGACGAGCAACUGAAUCCUAAGAAGAAGGUGAGAGUUGAAUGAAAUGGGGGGAAAUCAAAAACUGUUCUGCAGAUCUGGGAAACCGUCGCUGAGGAUCUGAAGGUGUCCGCCGAUGGAUUCGCCGAGUGGAAGGGACAGCCUCUUCUGGUCGGAGGAGCCUCCAAAAUGACCGCCCCGACGCUCCGUGGAUGUCACGUCAAGUAA